UGAUUUUUAUGUUCACUUUGAACAUGGAAUUCGUGUUUCUCUUGAUUGUUGAAAGUAAACAUAUUUUUUGUUUUAAUUUACUUUCGUAAAUCCUCGCUUUGAUACUUAAGUCAAAGUGCACCUAAAUAUCCGUUCUGAAAAUAAUACAAGACUGAUCUAAUUAUUCCAACAAUAAUUAAUUUGUUAAGGCAAGCUGUGGAUAUGUAUUCCAUGAUCAAUUAAGUUUAUUUUAAAGUCCAAAGUACAAUUAAUACGUGUGUCGUGUGUUAAAGUGAUUGUGCAAAAUGUCCAUCGAAGAAAAGUUUCAUGCUGCUGUAAAUGUCAUCAAAAAUCUGCCCAAAAGUGGACCAUACCAGCCCAGCCAUGAGCUGAUGCUGAAGUUCUAUAGCUAUUUCAAGCAAGCUACUGAAGGAUCCUGCACAAAACCGAAGCCCGGCUUCUGGGACGUUAUAAACAGAGCGAAAUGGGAGGCGUGGGCAAAACUAGGCGACAUGAAACAGGAAGAAGCGAUGGAAUGCUAUGUUGAUGAAUUACAUAAGAUCGUCGAAACUAUGUCCCUAAAUUCGAACGUUGAGUCAUUCUUAACGUUGAACGAUAACGGAGAAGGCUUCCCCAGUGCAGACUUGCAGCUUGUUGCUGGCGACAUUUUGGGGCGUUGUCGGGAGGAAUCACAACAUAAUUCACCUGCUUAUUCUCGUUCAGUGAGUGGUAUGUCAUCACCAGUGCCUGAUGAAGUAUCUUCAAGGACUAGGCAUGACUCGGAGGAUGAAUUUAUUGACACCGUAGAUGUUAGUGCCCCAAUCGAAGAGCCCGUGACACAGAGCGCACCGAGACUAAGCAAUGGACACGCAUAUCAAAUAACAUCACAGCUUACUCAUCUUAAGGUGCUUGAACAGUUGCCAGGAACCUUGGCACGGUUAGAAGCAGAUGUGGCAGCGUUGAGGAAGGCGGUCGAAGGGGAUAGGAGAAUAUUAGAUCAAGUAUCAAACGGAUGGCGUUGGCCGUGGCAGGAGCUGAGUGCACCGACAUUGGCAUUUGUCAUAAUCUGGCCUUUUGUGGCCUACAGACUCAUGAAUAGGACACAGAGGCACAACACUUAAUAACAUCGUGUAAAGUUAAGUGUACAGUCGUGCUCAAAAUGCAUGAGAAAGUCAAGAAAGCAUUAUUUUAUCCAUCCAACUCAAUGUUGCCAGUCGAUAUUGAGUCGAAGUUAUAGCAACACUUACCGUUAUAAAUGAAAUAAUUCACUAACAAUUAUAAUUGAUAUUUUCAAUGCCAAACAGACAACCGCGUAACAGCGAUUUGAAUAUUCGUACCAUUCGAUGACGUCAUCAUUCAUUGUUGAGCAAUUAUUCAUUAUUGAAUUCGAUAUUGAUAACAGAGUUGCGGGGCUUUCAUAAAAUUAUUGUUCACAUACCUAAUCACAAGUAAAUUUUUGGAAAUAACUAAAAAUAUUGCUUGCUUGUGAUAUCGCAUUUCGUUUUCGCUGGGUUUGUUUUGUUUAAACUGGUAUUUUGUAUCAUGGGUUUUGUAAUUAAUUCUUUUUAUAUUUUUAUGGUGAUCGUAAUCUUUAAAUUUGUGCUAAAAUUAAUCCGGUUUUAAAUGAUCAAUGAACUUAACUUUUGACAAGAUUUUGAACUAAAAUAAUGUUUUUUUUUUAAAUUUAUCUUUAAACUACAACCAGAAUUUAAAUUUAUUACGAAACCAUAUAAAUGACCGUCUUUCAUACAGAUGCAGAACUAAAGUAUAGUUAAAACGUAUAAUAUUUUGAUUAUUAAAAAAAAGUGGUUUGGUGUCUAUUCUUUUAAACAUAUUUCUACUUUGACAAUUGACUUAAUAUUAUUGGCGCCAUCUUCUAAAAAUACUUGUUUGCAGCGCCAUCUAGUUGUAAAUAAAGAUCACGAUUACCACAUAUUUUACCAUACAUUUUUUUGUUACCUGUUACGUAUAGUUUAAAAUUAUUUAGGUUAUGUUAUUUGUGAUACGUAGGUUAUAGUGACAUUUGGUUUACAAAUUUGAGACCUCCUUUAGUGCAAUUGAGCUUUGUUUAAUUAUUUUUCAAUAUACGACUGAAGCAAGUUUUAUAAUGAUACUGUUUUAUUUAUCAGAGGCCCCUGUCCUCAUACGCAUAAUAAAUGUUAUUUGUAUGAAAAGGUCCUCUAUUUUCAAAAAUAUAUUGUAUUUGGAAUACAAUACAAUUGGUACUAAAUAAAACAAACAUAGUUAACGUACUGGCAACGCCAUUCUGAAAAUUAGUAGAGACUGAAUAAAACUUAAAACUUAUAAGGGACAUAGAUAAUAACCAAUAAAGAUACAAUGGUAAUAUACAAUUUUUAUUAAUUUCUAUUCAUAUUUACCGGGGCUUAAUUUCAUAAUAGAAAUACAUGGCCGUUGGUUCUAUAAUGCGUAAUUUAAAAUUGUUAAAACUAAGUCACUAAAGACACCUAAUUCAUAAAAACUAAAUCAGUAUUAUUAUCUUACAGUUUCAUCAUUGUGGUUUAAGCAGUUAAUCUGCUUUCAAUUUAUGGUUCAUGUUCGGAUGAAAAUACAAUGAAUUAAGACUAGGGAUUCAACGAUACGCUUUUUUGCCGAUACUUUUAUAGAAAUAUCGUUUCGAUACCUAUACGGAUAUAUAACGCUUAAAAUUAUGAGUAAUAAAUUAAAUAAGUGUUAAUAAUUAAAAUUAAUAUUGAUAAGAUUUUUGUAAUUCUGUAUUUUAAGUUGGUAUCGACAAAAUGCUACACGCGAUAUCUGUUAAAAGCCAACUAAAUGGAAUACUCGGGGACAAAGCGGGUGAGAGAGACAAUAAACUGAAUAAAACGUGGGGAUUCUCCGACUAUAGAUAGUCUGUACAUCAUUUGCAACGAACUAGAUCAGACAUGAUGAAAAUUAGUUUUUUAAUGCGCGAAAUAUGAAAAGUAUCGAUAAUUAAAAUAUCACCUAUGCCGAUAUAUCGGACGCAUCCCUAAUUAAUACUGAUUUAGGUUUUAUAAUUAGGCGGUAAAAGUUAAAGGUACAGUUGUGUAAUGACAAGUAUAUUGUUCUAAGAAUAUAUGCAAAUAUUAAAACAACAGCUCAUCCCAAUACCAGUUUGUGUGGAUUAGUUUCUAGUACUGGUAUAGCUUUGUUGAAAACAAAUUAAGAUAAGCGCCAUCUAUUCAACGAAUAUGACACUUCAGUUACAGUUAAACUGUUGUGAUACUGGCAGCAGUGUAGUUUUUAAAUUUAAUUUACCAUAAUUUUGUAAAUCAGUCAAUAUUUGUAUAUUUGUUACUGUAAUAAAGUAAUGGGGUAUUUGUAAA
This is a messenger RNA of Pieris brassicae (large cabbage white), 3302 nucleotides long. Its product is annotated as acyl-CoA-binding domain-containing protein 5. Gene Ontology annotation, molecular function: fatty-acyl-CoA binding. Lineage: Eukaryota; Metazoa; Arthropoda; Insecta; Lepidoptera; Pieridae. Bases 285 to 1100 code for a protein of 271 amino acids. The transcript is spliced from 9 exons. The record is from RefSeq and is a predicted model, not a curated record. Gene Ontology annotation, biological process: fatty acid metabolic process.